AUGCUCGACUGGCAAUCCCGCAUUCGUGAUCCUGUCGAGCCUGAAUCUCCUUCAACACACUCAGAAUCGACCCGAGCAUCCUCUGCCCACCCUAUGCAUCCCCCGGAGCCCACUAUCACGCCCCGCACAUUUGAUUCUGAUGCUUCCUUGGUCUUGGUGGGCAUCCGAGGGUGUGGAAAGCGCUCCCUUGGCUUCGUCGCAGCCGCAGCCCUUAAACGACGCUUCAUAACCGAGGACCACUACUUCAAAGAAGUGACCGGGGUCACGCGACACGAGUACCUCAAGAGCCAUGGCAGCCAGGAAUUCCAGCGCCGAGACAUUGAUGUGUUGAAACAGAUGCUGGAUAAUCACAAGACAGGGUGUGUCAUAGAGUGCGGGUUAGGAAGUCUUACUCGACCGGUCCAGGACCACCUGCGCCGUAUUUCGCAGGUCUGCCCCGUGGUGCAUAUCCUACGCGACAUCGAUCGUAUUCAAGAGCUCUUGGGGCUUGAAGAUCAGUCCAUCCGCCUACUGCGGGAAGGAGACCCGUUGCAUCGUACAUGCUCGAAUUUUGAAUUCUACAAUCUGGAAGACCGCACGCGCUUUGUUGCCGACGAUGGAAGUCCCGACCCACGAUCGGCUGCGUAUUCAUUCAAGCUGCAAGAGGUCAAGGAGGACCUGACCCGUUUUGUCCGCUUUGUUACGGGAGCCGAUGUGAACCAGUCGAGUUAUGACUCGCCAUUUGUCCUGUUAGAGACCCCUCCUGAGCUUCGUUCUUACACCCAUGCUAUCCUUGUUCGCUCCUCCGAUUUGAUCGACGACAACGUGAAUCUUCAGGAAUUGGAGUCCGGCGGUGAUGCAAUUGAGUUGUCUGUUGACCGCUGGAGCUCAAAUAUGCCAGCCAUCAUCAGCCAACAGGUCGCAGUUUUGCGCCGCAAUUCCCGGACGCCUAUUAUCCUCUCUGUCGAUACGACAUCAUCUGGGCUUGGCCGACGAGAUCAAUCGACUUCAUGUUAUUUCGAUAUUUUGGAACACGGUUUACGUCUGGCAGUGGAAUACUUGGUUGUAGAUCUUGGACAGAAUCGAUCUCAACUAGCGCAGAUCAUUCGCGCCCGAGGAAAUACCAAGAUUAUUGGACAACAUGUAUUUGAAGCAACUUCACGAGUCAAAUGGAGCGAUGCUAGUUGUGUGACACUAUACAAUGAAGCAGAGAAGCUUGGUUGUCAGAUUGUCCGUCUUCUCCGCGUGGCUACAGAUCGCGAGGAGAAUGCGAGUGUCUUGGAAUUCGGCAACAAAAUCCGCGCGUUACCCGGGGACCAUGCGCCAUUGAUCGCCUAUAACAUUGGACGCCUUGGACGGACGUCCCAGGUGUUCAACUCUAUUCUGACAAGUGUGACCCAUCCGGCGAUCACUCGUCCCACUGAGAAUGAACGUGAUCCUUUGAUCACAUCCCGCGACGCUGUUCAAGCCCUCUUUCAAAGUUACGUCCUUGACCCGCUGAAGUUUUGCAUUCUUGGCUCGAGUGUGUCCUACAGUUUAUCGCCUUUCAUGCACAACGGAGCUCACCAACAUUCGGGCAUGAGCCAUACCUACCGCAUUCCGGAUUCUCCCUCUCUCGACAUACUGGACGAGUUACGUCGUGAUCCAGACUUUGGCGGCUCCAGUGUUGUUCAACCCUGGCGAGUAGAGGUUUACCAUAAACUUGCAGCCAAGAGUCGACAUGCCGAGGCGAUUGGCGCUAUCAAUACCAUCAUGCCCUUGCGGGGACCAUCAGAAGGAGGGAUGUACUCGCUUCAGGAGCAAGCCAGCCGACGCAACCAGGCAGGUCCGGUGCUCGGAUGGUACGGUGAAAAUACGGAUUGGGUCGGCAUUAUGACCUGUAUCACUCGCCAUCUUUCUCCUCGCAACGCUAUCAGUGCGAAAACAACGGGCUUGGUCAUCGGAGCCGGUGGCAUGGCUCGGUCUGCUAUUUACGCUAUGCUCCGCAUGGGCUGCCGCAAGAUCUUCAUCUACAACCGAACUCAAUCCCGAGCGGAAGAAGUGGCCCGUCACUUCAACUCUUGGGCGUCGUCUCAAGUGGACUCGGUCGAUGUGGUGCGGGUCUUGCGCUCAACACAAGAUGACUGGCCUGAAGACUUCAACCCACCCAGCCUCAUUGUGUCCUGUGUGCCGGCCGAUCCAGAUCAAGAUGAGGCGCCGGCCAACUUUGAAAUGCCCCUGCAGUGGCUUGGUAGUCCCACUGGGGGUGUUGUAGUAGAGCUUGCCUAUAAACCUCUAGAUACACCAUUACUGAAACAGAUACGUCGGAUCCGAACUGACACGGGCCGGUCCUGGGUUCUAUCUGACGGACUAGAAAACGUUAUCGAACAGGGUAUUGCGCAGUGGGAGCUCAUGACCGGCCGCAAAGCCCCUCGAAGGUUGAUGACCCUGGAGGUCCUCCGAAACUACGAGGGAGAGAGUGGACGAUUUGACGAAAAGACGAUUCAGGCCCGGCUGGACGGAGUUUGUUCGUAG
Molecule: messenger RNA, 2493 nt
Organism: Penicillium odoratum
Lineage: Eukaryota; Fungi; Ascomycota; Eurotiomycetes; Eurotiales; Aspergillaceae
Product: repressor protein
Exons: 2
Coding region: 1-2493 (830 amino acids)
Biological process (GO): chorismate biosynthetic process
Molecular function (GO): 3-dehydroquinate dehydratase activity; 3-phosphoshikimate 1-carboxyvinyltransferase activity; shikimate 3-dehydrogenase (NADP+) activity
Source: RefSeq, a predicted model, not a curated record